CACAAGAAUCCUGUCAAGAUGAGUUGGGCUGUGGAGGAAUGGAAAGAAGGCCUCCCCCCCAGAGUCCUACAGAAGAUUCAUGAGUUGGAAAGUCAAGUAGAUAAGCUUAAAAAGGAGCGUCAGCAAAGACAAUUCCAGUUAGACUCUUUAGAGGCAGCAUUGCAAAAACAGAAACAGAAGGUUGAAAAUGAAAAAAAUGAAGCUGCAACACUGAAAAGAGAGAACCAGAGCUUGAUGGAAUUGUGUGAUAGUCUUGAGAAAGCAAAGCAGAAAAUUUCGCAUGAUCUCCAUGUAAAAGAUUCUCAAGUCAACAUUCAGGCAGGACAGCUGAAUUCCAGCAAGAAAGACAUUGAAAGGCUAGAGCAAGAACUGAAAAGAUACAAAUCUGAGCUUGAGAGAAGCCAGCAGACGUCGAUUGCAGAUUUAUCGUUCAGUGGCACUCCACAGAAAAGUUUCACUGCUCCUUUAACACCACUUAAAAGUCAUAAAGAUACUAAGUUUGAAGAACUAGAAGAAAAAUACAAGAAAAAAAUGCAAGACAAAAAAAGGCUGGAAAUGGAAUUGAGAGCCAUGCAAGUUAAAAAAAUAAAUCAGCCUCAUCCUCAAAGCUCUUUGAGUCACAGAGAGAUUGCUCGACAGCAGGCUUCCUCAUCUGUGUUCUCAUGGCAAGAAGAGAAGACUCCAUCUAGAAAGCAUGAAACACCUGCAAGGGGAAGUUCUACCAAAUCUUUUUUUCCAUGGGAAAAAGAAACAGAUUCCAAUGUAAUAGCAAAGAAGGAUGAGUUAGACAACAGCUUUAUUGAGAACUGUAAUCCUUCAUUCAUAAUCCAGCUAAAAGCACAGAACCAAGAGUUGAAUUCUACUAUUAGAGACCUACAACAACAGCUGCAAGCUCAAGAAAAAGUGAAGACAUUCCAUAUGAAUAAACAACAAGAGACUGAGCGACUGCUGAACAGAAUGAAGCUGGAAUUAACAGAGAAGGAUAAAGUUCUGAACCAAACCAGAGAUAAACUGACUGAAAUGGGAGCACAACUUGAUCAAGCAAAAACACAGGUGCAAAUGAUGGAGGAAAAGGUGAAAAGAUUGUCAGAAGAACGGAAUUGCCAAAGACAAAAUGCUGAGAGCGUUCGUCAGUCUUUAGAACAGAAAGUAAAAGCCAAGGAGAAAGAAUACCAACAGGAGCUGUCUAGUCACCAACGUGCCUUACAAACACUGGAUCAGCAGUGGAACCAGAUAAGCAACAAACUGAAUCAGGAGCUACAGCAAGCCAAAAAUGACUUCAAUGCUCUGCAGGCAGAAUUUGACAAAGUAAAGGCAGUGAAACAGCGCCUGGAAUAUGAAACCAGCGAUCUCACCCAGAAGCUGUGCAGAGCAGAGCAGACUUUAUUAGCAGCCUCUGCUAAGGAAAUGGAUUUGACAAGAAGCUUUGAGGAAGUGAAGCAAGAAAAAAAUCUUCUUAACUGUCAACUGGAACAAAAUCUGCAACAGAUCCACCAACUUGAAGAGGAACUAAGUAUGGUCAAGCACUCUUUAAAGCAGAGCCAGAAUUUUGUGGAAAAGAUGAAAAAUAAGAAUACUUCUCAGGAAACAGAGUUGAAGCUACUGGAGAAGCUGAAAACAGCUUUAGCUGACAUGGAAAAGCAACAUGAUUGUACCCAAGACCUGCUCAAGGAAAAAGAUAACUAUAUUAAAGAACAAAACUGUAAAAUAAGUAAAAUGGAGGAAGAAUCAGAAGCUUUGCAGCAGCUCCUUCGAUUCAAGCAGAGAGAGUGUGAAGACCUGCAAAAAAUGGCUGCUGCUUUUUCUCAGUGGAAAGAUGAAAAUGAUCAUCUUGUAAACAAACUUAAGUCCGAAAAAGAAGGUAUGCUGGCUUAUAUUCAUGACUUGGAGAGUUCACUUCAGAGUCAGCAAAUCAAAAAUCGUGAGCACAGUGAGAAACUCAGAAUGUUGGAAACUGAAUGUGACGGAAAAAACGCAGAGAUUAGAGAACUGAAAGACAUGUUGGAAUGUAAAAGUGCAGAAUUAGAAGACCAAAAAAAGGCUUUUGAUGAGCUUCUGCAGAAAGCAGAAAGGAAGUACCGUAAAGAGAUAGAAAAUAUGUCCUGGAAAGUUCUCCAGCUUACCAACCAAGUUGGUGAACUAGAAGAAAAGUUACAGUUAGAAGCAAGUGAAGGGCUGCAAAAGGAGCAGUAUUAUCAAAACCUGCUUGCUGGAUAUGAGAAAAUCUGUUGUCUUGUAAAAGAGAAAGAUACUUCAGGAAUGACAGACAAUGGAGAGGUUAAUUUACCAAGUGUAGCUGUUCUUGAGGAAAAGGACAUGCAACUGCAGACUCUGAAUGAAAGAUUAGCUAACCAACAAGCUGAGCUUCAGGAUUUAAAGAUCAAUAAUAAGUUGCUUGAGGAUUCAGUGAGACAGCUGAAGCACAUGUCUGAAACGUGGGAUUCAGAGAAGAAGGAUAUGUCUUCAAUGAUUACCUCGUAUAGCACAAAAGUUGAGGAACUUACUGAAGAAAAUGCAAUCCUUAGGAAUUUAAGCAGAGCUUUAGAGAAAGAACAAAUAACUUUACUGGAAACAAAUAAAAGUAUUUCUGAUGGUUUAAAGGAGAAAGAAGAAAUCAUUUCUGAAAUGUCAGAAAAACACAAGGAGGAGCAACUACGUAGUGAAUCAAGAACUGAAGAUAUCCAAAGAGAGCUUAAAGUUUUGCAAGCAAAGUAUAAAUCAGUGGAAGAAGAAAAUGCAAACAUGAUGAGCAUUCUGAGAGAGCAGACAGCUGAAUUAGAGGAAAAGAAAGCAAAAUUAGAACAAGAGCAACAGAUUUUUUGUGAGAACAAAGACAUCUUGCAUAAACUAAUAGCCUCAGAACAAAUAAAGAAGGAUUUGAUUCAAGAACUUAAGCAACUGCACUCAGAAUUUUCACGUAUCCAGGAGGUGCCUUCCACAGAGCUUGACUGCUCAACACAGGAAGCGUUAGAUGUCAGGGCAUCACAAAAUACAAUGCAAGAGAAAUGUGCUGUUGUAUUUCAAGACAAGGGGCAGUUGGGGAAGGAACUCGAAACCAAAAGUGAGCCUCUAAUGUGUGAUCCGAGUUACGAACAGAGACUUCAUUCAGAACAGUUGAGGAAGUCCGUGGAAGAAAAAGAUGCUGAGGUGAAGAAAUACCAAGUUAAACUUGAGCUUCUUCAAAUGGAUUUUGAGGACAGAGAACUAUGCCUAGAGAACUCUGAGUUAAAAGUGAUACAACUGGAGACUGCAUUAAAAGGCAUGGAAGCAGAACUCGAGAGAAAUGUGAGAGAGAAAGAGAGGCUGCAGCAAGAACUGCUGUCUGUUAAGAAACUGAAAACUUUAGGUUCUGCACAUACAAUAUUAGAUGAAGAUGGUUACUCGCUGGAGUAUGAUAGUGUUUCCCAGAACUGUGGCCAAAAAGGAAUGGAUGACAGUUGUUCAUCAUUCUUGCUGGCGUCCUCUUUGCAAGUAGCAAUAAACAAUUUGAGUGAGCUUGAGAAAAUAAGCGAGAGAUUGCAGAGUGAGAACAUUGUAUUAGCCUCUGGAUUUGAAGACUCAAAACCCAAUGGCAUCACAGGUAUUAAUGUGGAGGAGGAGAAAGAGAACAUGAUGAAUGCAGAUAGAAAUUCAGAAGCUAUUUUUCUGGAAGAGCUUAUGGAUCAGAGUGAUAACAGCAAUCUAAGCAUGCAUUUUGAUCAUAAGGAGACGUCCCUCAGACUUAAAGAAUGCAGUACUGGACCUCGUUCUGACGGAGAAGACUUAAAACUGUCGAUUGAAGGAGUUAAAAUACACUUUGCUGAAGUAAGAGAGAAGCUUUUGCCUUUCCAGGAUGAACAUACAAAAUCAUAUGAACAGCACUGCAGUGUGCACUCCAAGAUACCUGAGCUACAGUCGUGCACUGAAAUGCUGAAGGCAGGAAGCUCUGCAUUGUCAACAAGUCUGAGCAGGGCUUAUGUAGAUCCUGCGAGUGUGCCAUUAUCUUCCAGCCAAAAUGACACCCUCUCUACACUAGAUGAAACUAAGUCCAUGGUUUCUUUCUCAAAUAUUUUUGAAAGUUCCAGAGUUACAGAAGUAAGUGAGGUGGCUGAUUCUUCAGACAGUGGUGUGUGUAACUGGAUAGAGGAAAUCAAUCAGCCAGGCAGUUCUACAGAAAUAAUUCCAGAAGGUGCAACAAAUAUUUUGGUUGAAAAUAGUCAUAAUGCUCACAGAUUUGACUCUGUUGGAGAGCACAGCAGUAUUACUCCUAAGAAAUCUAACCUUGAGGGUAGAAUUGAAGAACUUCAGAUGCUAUGUCAGGACUAUAAGAAGGCCAUUAAUGUGCUCAAAGACCAAGUUCACAUUCAAGAGAAUAUGAAAAAUGAAGAAAUACAAGAGCUGAAAAAAGUGAUACGUUCUGAAAGAACAGAAUUAGAUCAACUCAAACAGCAAUAUCUCUCUGAUGAGAAAGAAUGGCAGCAGAAACUGAAUAAUGUGACUAUGGAGAUGGAGUGCAAACUGGCAGCAGAAAGAAAACAAACUGAGAAUCUGUCUUUGGAGCUUGAAGCAGCAAGAUUCCAACUGCAAGUCCUUGAUUUAAGUUCUCAUUCACUGCUGUGCACAGAUAUUGAAAAGAACACUGAAGAAGACUAUAGUUCUUGUCAUUUGGGAGUGCCUAUUCAAUACUCAGCACUGAAAAGCAAUAAACCUAAACCAAUCCCCACUGAGAUGGCUGUAGGAGAUACCUCUGUGUGUGACAAUGAAACUGAGACCACUGAAGCAAGAUCAAUGGAGGAUUGUACUGAGAAGAUUUCUGCAGAACACAAGGGUACAAAUAUGUCAGGAAAACUAAGCAGCCUUUCAGGCCAUGCCAAUAAUAGUAUGUUUUGGGGUGCAGGGGAUUUCUGUGGAAAUCAAAUAACUACCGAAAUGCUUUGGGAGAAGGCAAAACAACAAACUGCUGAAAAUUUGAAGCUGAUUUAUGAGCCAGAAGAAAGCCAAAACCAUGUUGAUUUAUUAAUGAAAGUUAAGCAAUUAAACUCAGAGCUGAACUUUGAGAAUGUACCAUUAACUCCAAAGAGCUCAGCUUUUGCAGAACUGAAGGAAGCCAGUGCAGGUAAGGAAUACAACUGGAAACUGAAGAAAAACCUGCAAUUAUAUCUUACGAUGGUCUCGUUAGAAGAAGAACUUCAGAAUGUCAAGUCUGAGCUGAAGGCACAUAAAGUUAUGUUGUCUAAUGCAGCACACAAAUUGGAUGAUGUAGAAAUGAACAGGAGAGAUUGUCAUGAACCAUUCCUUGCAGCUGAAAAGGAACUAAGUACUCCAAAAUUUGAGCAAGUUAGUACUGAGCCCCAUGAGCAGGAUAUCAAAAUGCUUCAGGCAAAAUGUCAGCAAUUGGAAAGAGAGAGGGAUAUUAACAUGAAGACUCUUUCCAUCUUGCAAGAGCACCUUGUUUCACUCACAGCUGAGAGAAACAAUAUUGGCCAAGAAUUGACUGUUAUGUUUGAAAACAAAGAACUGGAUAAGAAGUAUCAGAAGCUUCAAGAGAAAUUAAAAGAGCUAGAGUCGACUACAGUAGAUUCUGCUGAGUUCAUUAGGUUAGAGGAUGAAUUGAGGACACAAACAAAUCUGCUGGAGGCAGCAAAAUCUGAUUUAAAUAAGUUAUCAAAUGAAAAAGAGUAUCUUCUGCAGAAGCUGCAAAGUUCUGAGAAUGAUGCCAUGUCUUUUGCCUCAGAAAAUGAAAAACUCCAAAAUGAAGCAGCUGAUUGGAAGAAGGAAAAAGAGCUCCUUGUGAGAAAGUUGGAAAGGUUGCAGAAUAAAUUAAGUUCAUCAGAAACUGAAAGUGCAAAUCUUUACAGAUCUUUGGAAAUCUUACUAAAGGAAAAAAGUGAACUUGCUGCUGGGCUCAGCUCAGCACGGGAAGAAGUUGGCCAAAUGAGAUGUGGAAUUGAGAAGCUGAAAGUCAAAAUUAAAUCUGAUGAGAAGAAAAAAGAGCAAACUGCUGAGAAGCUGAAAGAGAGCGAACGGAAAGCUGACUCUCUUCUGGAUAAAAUAGAGAGGCUUGAAAGAGAAUUGGAGAUGUCAGAGAAGAAUCUGGAAGAUGCAAUUAUGGAGUCAGAGGUUGCUAAAGCAGAAGCAGAAACAUUGAAAACGGACAUGGAAGAGACGACAGAAAAUCUGAAGUUACAAAUUGAUAACCUCACCUCACAGACAGAGUGUUUGGCUAAAGACUUGGAAGAAAAGCAGGGAAGAAUACUUGAAUUAGAGUCUUCAAAUCUGACUACAGCAAAACUGUUAGAAGAAAAGGAGGAAGAAAGGAUGCAAAUCAAGGAUGAGUUUGAAAACACCGUGGCAUUGCUGAGAUCUGAGCUCAAAGAUAUAAAGGAGAAAUUAGAGUUUUCUUGCAGGGAAGAAGCUGAUGCUAGAGCAAAAGAGCAGCUCUUGGUUAAUGAGGUGACUCGUCUUGAGCAGGAGAAAACAAUACUGUUACAGGAGUAUCAGGACAUGAAAAAUGAAAAUAUAAGGUUGGAUCAAACAAGGGAAGCACUUGUUCAAGAACUGAUGGAUUGUAAACAGAAUCUCUAUGAAAAGGUGCAGGAAAAUGGUUCUCUUCAAAAGUGGGUGAAAGAAACAGAGGAGUUGACUUCAGAGCUGGCACUCAUGCAACAGGAGCGUGAGUGUUGGUACCAGGAGAAAAAAAGGCUGCAGAGCUUGAUUGCUGAGUUGAAGCCAAAGGAGCAACACUGUUCUGAUAACGAAAGCUUUCCGGAUAUCCUGAAUGUUCUCAAAGUGUCUUACAAGGAGCUUGAGAAGGAACUGGAAUCUACAGUCUGUGAGAAGAGCACUUUAUGUAAAAAGGUAAAUGAACUGACUGAAAGUCAUGCUGAGCUGCAAGUCAAGCUAAGCGAUACCAAAGGGAAGAUUGCCAAGUUGCAGGAAGAAUUUGCCACAGAAAGAAGCAAGUUUGCUGAAGAAAUGCAACUUGUUCAAGAACAUUUAGAAAUGAACAAGGCUCAGCUGCAUCUGACUAUGUCAGAAAAAAAUGAGCUGACUAUGAGAUUGGAGGUGGUCCAGAAAGAGUUACAAGAAAAAGAAAGUGAAGUGAAAAGAGAAAUAUCAGAAUACAAAGACAGGCUACUUCAAGCAGAGAAAGAGCAUCAGGAUGCUCUGACAGAAGCAAAGCAAAAGAGUGAAGUAGAAAUUCAGGCCUGUCAAGAAAAAGUCAAUUCACUGCAACACUUUAUCAGCUCACAAAAACUGGAAAUUGAAUAUUUGAAGUCAAGUAAAGAAGAACUGAAUAAUUCCCUUAAAGACUCUAAGCAAGCCUUAGGAGAACUUCUGAAAAUUAAGGCUGAUAAUAGUAACCUUAUAGUUCAGCUGAAGAAGGAGAAUGAAGUUGCCCACAAUGAAGUGCAGCUCUGGAUGCAGUCCUGUAAGAAGAUGGAACAGGAAAAGGAAAUGCUGCAGAAGCAACUAGCUGAAUGUGAGGAACUAUUAAAGAAGGAAAAUCUAACUAUGUCAAACAAAGGUGCUGAUGAGAAUUCCAUUGCAGAAGAAAUUCAGUUAAAGCUGGAAGAGUUACAGGAAUCUACAGAAGUGAAAAUCAGAGAGAACUUGGAGAAAUACUGCUCACUAAUUGUUAAAUACUAUAAACUAGAGGAAGAAAAUGACAUGCUGAAAACACAAGUCAUUUUGUUGAAUGCUCAGCUGAACCAGCCAGCAAGUGAUGUGGUCAUCACUCCUUUGCUGAAUUCAGAUAACUCUUUAACAGUGAGUAAUCAGCCUAUCAAAGACAUGAGGUCAGGUGAAGAUACUACUAAGCUUUCUAGUAAAAGGCAGAGAUAUGAAGACGAUGGGAAGGAUAAUGAAGAACCCAGAUCCCCUGUGCCAGAGACUUCAUCAAAUAAGAAAAGGAAGAGUGAUAUCUUUCAAAAUCUGCUGGACCAGGAGAACACAGAUGAUGAGCCAUAUGGGCUUCCAGUAGUGGUGAAAAAAGGGUUUGCUGACACCCCCACUGGAAAGAUUAGCCCUUAUGUUUUAUGCAGAACCAUAAGCCUAAGAGGCAGCCUCUGUCUGGCUUCCCCAAGUGGGAGGUUGGUUUUGGCUGCAGAAGAAAUGCAGACGUGCAGACCAGACAAGCUUGGUGAGCACUCUUGUUCAACACCUGGUGGCAGCAAACCACAAAAGGCAGCUGUUGGACUGCAGUGCCAAGCAGUAACAACUUCUCUACCACUGAAACCUAUGUUAAGGUCUCCACUUUGCCGGUAUAUGCAACCAACCAAAACUGCCCCUGAUAAUACCAGGGAGAGUACUAUGGUGCACAAAGAUAAAAACUCUCUUAAUGAGCAAGGACUACCUGAGCAAGAUGAGCAGGAAGAAAACUGUAAGGUGCAGUAAACCUGUAUGGACUUAUUCAUAACUCAUAAGAAUUGUUAA
Messenger RNA from Dryobates pubescens (Downy woodpecker), 8415 nucleotides. RefSeq names its product centromere protein F (gene CENPF). Gene Ontology annotation, biological process: mitotic cell cycle; regulation of G2/M transition of mitotic cell cycle; metaphase chromosome alignment. The coding region runs from base 19 to 8376 and encodes 2785 amino acids. Lineage: Eukaryota; Metazoa; Chordata; Aves; Piciformes; Picidae. Gene Ontology annotation, cellular component: nucleus; chromosome, centromeric region; spindle pole. The transcript has 19 exons. The record is from RefSeq and is a predicted model, not a curated record. Gene Ontology annotation, molecular function: dynein complex binding; microtubule binding; protein homodimerization activity.